Messenger RNA from Lithohypha guttulata, 1299 nucleotides. RefSeq names its product casein kinase 2 regulatory subunit (gene CKB1). Gene Ontology annotation, cellular component: UTP-C complex; cytoplasm; protein kinase CK2 complex. Bases 1 to 1299 code for a protein of 432 amino acids. NCBI's taxonomy places the organism in Eukaryota, Fungi, Ascomycota, Eurotiomycetes, Chaetothyriales, Trichomeriaceae. Gene Ontology annotation, molecular function: protein kinase regulator activity. The record is from RefSeq and is a predicted model, not a curated record. Gene Ontology annotation, biological process: regulation of transcription by RNA polymerase III. The transcript has a single exon.
AUGCCCGAAUUCGACCCCUCAGACAUGUCUGCGACAUCUUCUCAAGGAGUCGACAGCUGGAUCGCAGGUUUCUGCAAUCUGACCGGCCACGAAUACUUUGCGGAAGUGUCAGAAGACUUUAUCGAGGAUGAUUUCAAUCUCACUGGGCUGCAAGCUCAGGUGCCAAUGUAUAAAGAGGCUCUGGAGAUGAUUCUGGACGUCGAGCCAUCAGAAACGGGAUCUUCGAAUUUGAGUGAAGAAGAGGAAGAAGAGGAGGAAGAAGAGGAAGACGACGAGGAAGGCUUAUUAGGGGAAGAGCUUGAUCAGCCAGUCGAAGGUGCACAGAACGGAGGUAAUCGAAAUCAGAACAGAAGAAAUGGCCGCACAAAUUCAGACACGUCCGUCAUCGAAUCGUCCGCGGAACUGCUAUACGGGUUGAUCCAUGCACGAUACAUAAUGUCUCGGCCUGGCAUACAACAGAUGCUAGAAAAAUACGAGCUGGCACAUUUCGGGUACUGUCCGAGAGUGUACUGCCAUGGCACAAAAGUUCUUCCAGUUGGCAGGACGGAUACACCAGGGCAAGAGACGGUUAAGCUGUUUUGUCCAAGUUGUUUAGACAUCUAUACUCCUCCCAACUCUAGAUUCCAGGCGGUCGAUGGCGCCUUCUUUGGUACAACCUUCCCUGGCUUGUUCUUGAUGACUUUUCCUGAGCUGGAUAUCGCGCCAGCCAAGAAGAGGUCACGGGACAAUGGAGCUACAAACGAAGAGACAGAAAGUAUAUUGUCUCCGAAUGAGGCCGCUCAACACCAAGGUAUGACAGCAAGCAGGAGUAGCAGCCUCACACUACCUUCGGCUCCAUUAAUACCUGGCGUCAAUACUGCCAAGGACGAACGAGCGGCAGCCCAAGCCGCCAUGCUCGCUGCACUGCCCCCUCAGCCGGCCACGAUCAAUGGUGUAGCGGCUCAGAAUCUUGCCCCAGGACUAGGAAGAAGCAAAAUCUACGAGCCGAAAAUCUAUGGGUUUAGGGUGUCGGAAAGAGCUAAAGGUGGUCCCAGAAUGAGGUGGCUGAGGUCGAAGCCAUUAGAUCUUAAUGAACUUGACGAAGCACGAAUAUAUCACGAAAAGUAUGGUGGCAACGUGGAUGGAGAUCCCGACGAUGAAGCUGAUGAGGAAGGAGGUAAUAUUGAGGACAACGAGGAAGAGGAGGGUGACGGCGACGCGGUCAUGCAAUCUGCAUCUACUCGACCAAGCAGUAAGCGCAAAGGCAAGCCGAAUUCGAAGUCAAAGGCUGGGAUCGCAAAUGUACCGGGUGGCGGAUAG